AAGGCUCGGCUGGCAACCUGCCGGGUUGCGUGCCGCGUGCCCCUCUGCUGCCUCCUGCUUGUUGAGCAUGUGCAGAGAGCCAUUCGUCUGAAAUGGGAUAGGGUUUCCUGCCUGAGCAGGGGGUUCGACUACAUGACCUCCAAGAUUUCUGCAGAGAUGGCAUCCUUCGGGGCAGGCGGGUUCUUAAACCAAGGGUGCCCCCCUCUCCGGCAUUCGACAGGAAGGCAUCCUCGUCGUUGCUACCAGCUCUUCUCCUCCAUGUGGCUGGGAUUCGGACACUAACCCAAAAAAAUGGGGGGUCCAGUCGACGCUGCAAAGGGCCAAGCCUUCCUGUGGUCGCUCCUCGUGUGCACCGUGGUGCUGUCUCCAACCUUGGCCAUCAAAGUUUACACGGCAAACGAGAUCCACGGCACGGUGGGAUCUAAAAUUAAGCUGUCUUGCUCUUUCUGGUCCAACGAGUGGAUCUCCGACGACAUUUCCAUCACUUGGCACUUUCAGCCGGAACGUGGAAAGGACAGCAUUUCGAUAUUUCACUACGCCAAAGGCCAGCACUACAUUGACAACGUUGGGUCCUUCAAGGAGCGCAUCGAGUGGAUCGGGGACCCUCGCUGGAAAGACGGUUCCAUUAUCAUCCAUGACCUGGAAUACACCGACAACGGGACCUACACUUGCGAUGUCAAAAACCCGCCGGACAUUGUGGGGAGAACAUCACAAGUCACCCUCUACGUCUUUGAGAACGUUCCUACCAGAUACGGUGAGGUCCUGGGUGGCAUCAUCGGAGGCGUCUUGGCUGUGGUCUUAGUGGUCCUGCUGAUAGCUUACCUCAUCAGAUACUGCUGGCUGAGGAGACAAGCCACCCUACAGAGGCGGCUCAGCGCGAUGGAGAAAGGGAAACUGAGGCUGGGGAAGGAUUCUUCUAAACGGCGUCAUCAGACCCCCGUCCUGUACGCCAUGCUGGAUCACAGCCGCCUAACCAAGAGCGACAAGAAAUCCAGGGGAGGCUUUGGAGACUCGCGCAAAGAUAAGAAAUAGCGGUUAGCCGGCAGAGAAGGUAUCGAGAAGAAGGCGGCCAAGAGGCAGGUGGUCAUGACCAUCGAGAUGGAACCGAAGAAGGACCACCUCGAGGCCGAAGGCCUCAAGCCCGCCGUCAAGUCCCCCAGCAAGAACAGCCUCAAAAACGCGCUCAUGAAUAUCAUUAAAAGCGAUUCGGCCUUAUAAUUUGAACGCGGGGCCUUUCCUGGCCUUCCUCUUCUCAGGGGGGGAAGCCAGGAGGCCCCUUUCUCCUCCACCCAGUCCUCUUGGCUUUGCUAGGACCACCAGAUCGGGGGUGCAGUACCUCUGACUGCCAGCUGGAGGCAGCAAGGAGUGGGUUUGCGGGUCCCUGCUGCCACCUGCUGGCCCCUUGGAAGUUUGCAGCCCACCAACAGUGCUUUAAUGCACGUUUCCCAAUCUUACCAUCGUUUAAAAGGCAUGGACUACAACUCCCAGGUUUCUGGCUGGCAAAUUCUGGGCGUUGUAGUCCACCCAUCUUAAAGCCGAGAAACAGAAGCGUAGGCGAGUUAUGUGGUCAUCUGUACUGCUGCGAUAAUCUUGACUUCAAUCUGCUACAAUCCAACAUUUUGUGUUAGCGUUUUUGUACCCUCCCAAUGUCCCCCAAACUCACCAACUCGGGUACACACGCGCGUAAAUAACUCACAAAAACCUGCAGGAGAUUUGCUUAUAAUUUUCACUCAAGGGAGAUUUUCAUCAGCCCCUGGACCCCCGUUCAUCGCCAUGAGGAUAAAGCAGACUGGGUGCCCCGUCCUUUUAACCCUUCCGAAUUCUUAUAAAUUGGCCCGAAAGAUGCUAAAUUGUUGUCCCCAAACGGUGCCUUCUUCUGCUCUAACCACUGUGGAUCUCUUCCGCUCCGUGAUUCGAGCACAGAUGUAAUUUUCUUUCCUGCGGUUUUUUUUUCCUUUUUUUCUUUCUAAUCCAAGGAUCAGAUUUUAGCAUCUCACAAACUCACAAAGGGAGUUUAAUUUCCUUCAGGCAGGGAUUCUGCCCAGGAGAAACAAAAACAUCUCAUUUGCGAAAAUUCUCAGUUGAAACGAAAGAAGAAAAAGCGAUUUUUAUUUUUGAAAAAAAUGCCCCAAGGACUUCUAUCGCACGCGCGCUCUCUCACUCUCUCUCAGAUCCUAAGAGUAGUGAUCCUAAAGAGAGAUUUCAUUUUAGGCCAAAUUCGGAGCCUCCUGCUUGAGCAAAGCAUCAGAGACAUUUCAGGGCAGGUAAAAAAAAUUAUUAAUCAUUAAAAAUAACCCACUAAGACGAUCCCUAAAAUUUCUCAAGGAGGGGGGUUUUGCUCAUUUUAAAAGAGGCAGCCCAAUUUGGUCUGUUGGGAAAUUCUCGCCCCGUUGCAAAAAGUUGGUGCAAACCAGCUAAACCAAUUUUUUUCCCCCUACAAUAGAGAGAGAGAGAGAGAGAGAAGAAAAAAUGCAGAUUAUUUUCUGCCAGUUUCCUCCAAAGUCUGUCGAAGCAGACGAAUUUAUAUUUCUCUUCUGACUUGUUUGACAUUUUCGGAGCGUCCCCCGAGAGGGAAAUUAAACCAUCGUCUUGACAGCCGCAAAACCUUGCCAUACGAUCUGCAAAAGGGAGGUUGGGAGGAAGUUUAUGAUUAACCUGCGGAGAUAUUCUAUUGAUUUUUUUUCCUUCUUCUUCCUUGCUGUGCUCUGCCCGGUGACCGAACUCUGCAUGACGUUAAGUGGGUAGGCAAAGAUCAAGGGUUGCAUUUUCCUCCCCCCACCCCGUUUAUUCUGCUUCUGUUUUGGUGUUGUUGGUUUUUUUUUUUAAUUAAUCUGUUCAGAUUAACUAUUAGGACAACAUGUUCCAGCAGCAACAAAACAGCCAAAAAGACAGGAUGUCCCAGAUCAUUUUGUUAGCAAACACACACAACAGCUUCGGUUCGUGAAAGGGACCUUGGAGGUCAUCUAGUCCAACCCACUUCUCCAGCAGGAAUUCUUUUUUUCAGACAAUUUUACAUCCCUUUCUCGCCAGUGUCCUUUGGCAUGUUUCUUGCCUCUUCAAAUCACGCAACAUCGAAUGACGGUGCUAAAUCCAUGUAUAUAAGCAGACAAUUCCCACAGAACCUCAACAGGACAGUUCUGUGUAGCACAUGUUGUCACAAGUAGGCCUAGAAAACUAAACUGGGUUUUGUUUUUUUUAAAAAAAAUCCCAACAUGUACAAUUUCCUCGGGGUUUUCCCGACCCCAUGGAUGUCUUUCCAAAAAAAAAAAAACAGCCGUCGCCAAAAACAAACAGACAUCAUUAAAAUGACAAAGAAUUAAUUAAAAAGACUGACAUUUCUAUACCAA
Messenger RNA from Crotalus tigris (Tiger rattlesnake), 3347 nucleotides. RefSeq names its product myelin protein zero (gene MPZ). The record is from RefSeq and is a predicted model, not a curated record. Gene Ontology annotation, biological process: myelination. NCBI's taxonomy places the organism in Eukaryota, Metazoa, Chordata, Lepidosauria, Squamata, Viperidae. Gene Ontology annotation, cellular component: membrane. The transcript has 7 exons.